Molecule: messenger RNA, 1752 nt
Organism: Malassezia japonica
Lineage: Eukaryota; Fungi; Basidiomycota; Malasseziomycetes; Malasseziales; Malasseziaceae
Exons: 3
Coding region: 1-1752 (583 amino acids)
Molecular function (GO): protein binding
Source: RefSeq, a predicted model, not a curated record
AUGCGCUCGCUGGGCGCCUCCGAAAAGCGGAGUGUGGUGCGGGUGCCUGUCGAGGUGUGGGAGCGGAUAUUCCGCCUGCUCGAUGCCGAAGAUAUUGUGCGCGUGCGCAGUGCGAUGCGCACGAUGUACUAUGCCGGCACGUCGCUUUCGCUGUGGCGACAGCUGUGUGCCCGCCGCGAAAAAGAGGCGCCGCUGCCUGCGAUGCCGGGCCAUGUGCACCCCCGCAGUCUGCUGGCGAGCACGUCACAGGUCACUGCGUCGCUUGCGCACUCGCUCGAGCGCGUCGUGGUGCACGCCGAGCGCCUGCAGCGCCGCUGGGACAGUGACGGCGCGAUGCCGACGCGCGUCAUCCGGUUCCGCGCGCACGUCAACCGCAUCACCUCGCUCAAGCUCGUGGUGGGCGACACGCGCAUAUCCGCGCGCACCGGGCGCGUCCAGACCGAGUACUGGCUCGUGACUGGCUCCGUGGACGGCUUUGUGCGGGUGUGGGACGUGAACAAAGCGCUGCGGCAAGGCGGCCGCCUGGAUGUGACGCACGACUUCCACGUCGACCACGAAGAGGCGAUCGACGAUACGAGCACCUGUGACGAGGACGAGCGCCGGCGUACGUCGACCGACGGCUCGCUUUCCGACGAUCCCACGAACGAGAUCAAGCGCAAUGCACGCGCCUUUCUCCUCGCCGAGGUCGACACGCAGGGCGACAUUACCUCGCUCGACGCACAGCUGCACCCCGACCGCCGUGCACUGAUGAUCGCCGUGGGCUCCUACUACUCGGCCGCCGGCUGCCUCUUGUACGACCUGCACCUUCGCACGAUGCCGCAUGUGAUGGACCUACGCGCCUCGCUCGACCCACCGCAGUGGAGCGGGACGCAGUGCGUAUCGCUGCUCGGCGAUGCUGUCGCCGUCGGCACCUACCUCGGAAGCAUCCACGUCCUCGACACGCGCAGCGGCGAGCGCACCGUGCUGGAGCGCACCGAGCGAGGCAGCAUUGCCGCACUGCAGCUCUUUCCGAAGCAUGUGCUCGCCGUGACGCGCGUCGGCCUGCUCGAGGUGUACGCAAGAGACGUGCCGGCGCCCACGCCCGCCGUGCCGCUCGUCUCGCAGACGCUUGCGCAGCGUGCGCUGCUCAGCGUCGCGAUCAGCGCGCCACAGCCGUCGCAGUGCGGCAACCUCGCGCGCGUCGCCGACUGGGGCGACGACGCGCCGCGCCCUCCCCUCUCGGUGCUGGUCGUGGACCAGGCGGGGCUCACGCACUUUGUGAUGGAUCCCAGCCCCGGCGCCGCCUUUCCUUAUAGCAUGCCGCGCGUCCAUGCGCGCAUUCCUGUCCCCGGCGAGCGCCUGAUUGGCGCGUCGCUCGGCGCGUCGGGCCACCGUGCGAUCCUCGCGUCGAGUCUCGGCGGCCUCCCCCCCGUGUGCGCGAUGCGGAGCUAUACCGCGACGCGCCCCGAGGCGAGCCGGCUGCGCCCCCUGCGCCCCACCCCCGAUACCCAGGUGCCGACCGAGAGCGGCGAGGCACGCCUGUCGCGCUCCCCCUCGUUCACGGCACCCCGCGUCGAGGAGCGCAGCGAGCGGCGGCGUACGCACCGCGUCGACUCCUUCUCCUCGACGGCGAGCACGAACUCCACAGCCCCCAGCCCCUCGAGCCGGAUCGACAUGCUCACCGAGUCGGUCCUCGACGAGGCGCACGGUCUCGUGUGCCUUGCGAGUGUGCGCGGCGCGGUGUGGAUCGCCGAUUACGGUGCGAGUUUGUAG